AUGUUGCAGGGCAAACUGGAAAGCGAUCUAAUGGAGACAAAUGAAUUGCUCAAACCCUAUGUCGUUAAAGAACUGGAGGCAGAGGUCAGUCUUGAAGGGAAAGACAGAACAACAUGCUCCUCUGACAUGAUUGAAUAUGUGCAACGCAUGGUUUGGGAACACAAUGAGGAUUACAAGGCAAUGGCAAGGAAUGAGAAGAAUUACUAUCAGGACACACGAAAACAGAUAAAAAAGAAAGUUGAAUUAUACAAACGAUGUCAUCCUGAGGUGUAUGCUGCAUUCAUUGCAUCCCUGCUGGCUCAGAUGUCCACAAGAUGUCCUAACGAAGAGAUUAAUUUGAACUGUUUCUCAAAUUGA
This is a messenger RNA of Xyrauchen texanus (razorback sucker), 357 nucleotides long. Its product is annotated as nucleolar protein 16-like. The record is from RefSeq and is a predicted model, not a curated record. Gene Ontology annotation, cellular component: nucleolus. NCBI's taxonomy places the organism in Eukaryota, Metazoa, Chordata, Actinopteri, Cypriniformes, Catostomidae. Gene Ontology annotation, biological process: ribosomal large subunit biogenesis. Bases 1 to 357 code for a protein of 118 amino acids. The transcript has 3 exons.